AUGGCGGUUAUUGCCAUUGCUCUCGUCCUGAUUCUCCUCUAUAUUAUUUCCAUUAUCAUCUUCCGCAGCAAAGACCAAAAGGGUAUAUCCCAAGAGGGGUUCAUCCAGCAGGUUAUCCAGUUGCUCCAGAGCAUUGACCAGCAAAAAGCGCCUCAGGUCACAAAGAUAAUAAAAAGGAAAGCGCUAGAAGCAACCUUUGGUCCAACGACAUGGCAAAGACAGUCCUAUGACGCCUUCCAGGCCGCUGUCUGUUCGACAGACCCUGUGGCAUUCCCAUGUGUCUAUGCCACCAAGGGUUUCAAGGCCAGGGAACACCGUUACAUCUUCCUAGAAUCCGAAGACAUGAACAACAAGAGGAACAUUGCCACUUUGUCCGCUGCUCUCAAGGAAUACCUCACCACACCACACUCUGAACUCGGCCCCAACACCAGUCUCGUGGUUCUCUUCCCCAUCACCGACACUCCAUUGACAGCUCAGGAAUACCACAAGACAUACUGGGACUGCCUCCGCGCGCUGCGAAAGGUAGACACCAAGCCAUGGCCUGCAAAUAUCCCAACCGAUACCGACACCCCGCUCUGGAAGUUUUGCUUCAACGGGGAACCCGUAUUUAGUGCUGCCAUGACGCCUUCCCAUGUGAAGCGGCGUUCCCGAUACGCGCCAUGUUUCUGCAUCGUCUUUCAACCGAACUUUGUGUUUGAUAUCUUAUUCGCCACGGAAUUGAAGAAGAACGGGGCCAUCUCAAAGGUGCGUGGGCUGCUGGCAGACUUUGACGAAGUGCCAAUUAGCCCGGAAUUGAAGAGUUACGGGGAUGUCACGGGCCGGGAGAGCAAGCAAUAUUUCAUCAUGGAUGAGAAUCAUUCUUCUCCGCCUUGCCCUUACCCGACGCUCGAUUGA
Arthroderma uncinatum is the source of this 894-nucleotide messenger RNA. Its product is annotated as yqcI protein. The coding region runs from base 1 to 894 and encodes 297 amino acids. Lineage: Eukaryota; Fungi; Ascomycota; Eurotiomycetes; Onygenales; Arthrodermataceae. The transcript has 2 exons. The record is from RefSeq and is a predicted model, not a curated record.